Molecule: messenger RNA, 398 nt
Organism: Staurois parvus
Lineage: Eukaryota; Metazoa; Chordata; Amphibia; Anura; Ranidae
Source: the annotation of a GenBank genome assembly
CUCUGCCAAUCGCUGCCUCGGCUGUCAAUCACCGGGUCCCGGCCGGUGAUUACUUGGCGGCACCCGGUGAUCACCAAGUAUUACCGACGGGGGAGAGAACUGUAUGUAAACAAUGCAGUUCUUUCCCCUGUCAGCUCCUGUACACUGCUUUGUAUGGCUUUGCAUAGCAGAGCCAGUGGAAAGCACAUACACAGCCUCAUAGUAAAAACACACACAACACACAGUUAACCCUUUGAUCGCCCAGAUGUUAACCCCUUCCUGCCCAGUGCCAUUAGUACAGUGUCAGUGCUUUUUAUUGGCACUGAUCACUGUAUUGGUGUCACUGGGGAUGUCAGUGACACCAAGUCAGUUCCCCCCAGUGUCAGAAUGCCCACCACAGUCCCGCUAUAAGUCGCUAA